Molecule: messenger RNA, 5419 nt
Organism: Theobroma cacao (cacao)
Lineage: Eukaryota; Viridiplantae; Streptophyta; Magnoliopsida; Malvales; Malvaceae
Gene: MOS1
Product: modifier of snc1
Biological process (GO): epigenetic regulation of gene expression
Source: RefSeq, a predicted model, not a curated record
UUCUUUCUUCUUCAGCUCUUUUUCCCUUUUCCUCCGAUCUGAAAAACCCCAUACGUUGCUUUCACAGCCCCGUCGAUCUCCCAUCUUUCCUCCAAUCACUUCUCGCGAUCUCACGAAACCCGUGACCUUUCGAUCUCUUUCUCUUUCUCUCUCUAUCCUUUUUUUUUUAAUUUUUUUAUAAAUUAAGGACACAGCUGUUUCUGAUUUUUUUCCUCUCUCUAGGGUUUCCUUAAGGAACCAACUCCCUUACUAUUCCAUCUUGUCUCAGAUUUUGUUCAAUCUGAUUGAAUGACCUUGCAACAAAAUCUGAAUCAUGACAUCAAGUAUGCUCUCUGGAGAACGGAGAUGGGCUUCUGCAAGACGAAGUGGCAUGACUGUUUUGGGAAAAGUUGCUGUUCCAAAACCAAUAAACUUACCCAGCCAAAGGUUAGAAAAUCAUGGCCUGGACCCUAAUGUGGAAAUAGUUCCCAAGGGCACGCUUAGUUGGGGCAGUAAAUCAUCUUCUUCAUCAAAUGCAUGGGGCUCCUCAACAUUGUCUCCAAAUGCUGAUGGUGGUAGCAGUUCACCUGGCCAUCUUAGUGCCUGCCCUUCCUCUGGUGGAAGUGGCACCCGACCUUCAACUGCAGGUAGUGACAGAGCACAUGAACCUGCUAAUGCAUGGGGUUCAAAUUCUAGACCAUCAUCAGCUUCUGGGGCAUUGGCUUCAAAUCAGACAUCACUUACAUCUUUGCGUCCUCGCAGUGCAGAAACAAGACCUGGUAGCUCUCAAUUAUCCCGGUUUGCUGAACCUGUGCCUGAGAAUUCAGGGGCAUGGGGUGCAGCUGGGACGGCAGAAAAGUUGGGAAUGACAUCAUCCAAGAAUGAUGGCUUUUCUCUCACUUCUGGAGACUUUCCUACUCUUGGGUCUGAGAAAGAUACCUCCGGAAAGAAUGCUGAGUUGCAAGAGCAUGGUUCUCAAAGUCGUCCUGGCUCAUCCUCUGGAGUUGCACCACCGAAAGAGAGGCCUGGAACUUCUAUUGUUGUUGACAUUUCUGUUAAUGCAAAUGUAAAGACUGGAAAUACAAAUUCCUGGAGAAGAGAUAAUCCUCCAUACACUGAAGAUGGAGUCCGGCCAAGCAUGGAGAAGUGGCAUGCAGAUCCUCAGGGAUCCCAUCCAUACCCUAAUACUGGUAUUCCGCCUCAGCAUUAUGAUGCUUGGCGUGGCCCACCAAUAAACAAUCAUCCAGGUGGUGUUUGGUAUAGAGGACCUCCAGGAGGGCCUCCAUAUGGGCCACCAGUUGCUCCUGGUGGCUUUCCUAUGGAACCAUUUCCUUAUUAUCGACCUCAGAUUCCAGGUGCUGCUCUUGCUAAUCCACAGCCAGUUCCUCCUCCAGGAGCAGGACCAAUGGGACCUCACCCUAAAAAUGGAGAUAUGUACAGAGGCCCUAUGCCUGAUGCUUUUGUCCGCCCAGGUAUGCCAAUUAGGCCUCCUUUUUACCCUGGUCCUGUGGCCUAUGAGGGCUACUAUGGUCCUCCCAUGGGGUAUUGUAAUUCAAAUGAACGAGAUAUACCAUUUAUGGGAAUACCAGCCGGCCCUGCUGCCCACAACAGAUAUCCAAGUCAAAAUGCUCCUGAUCCUGGUGGUUCCCAUGCCAGACCCAGCGUCUAUGGUCCCCCAGGAAAAACAUUGGCUGCAGAGCAUGCGGAAUCUGGCCAUCCUCAUGAAACACGAGGACCGUACAAGGUUCUUCUGAAGCAGCAUGAUGGUUGGGAAGGAAAAGAUGAGGAGCACAGGUGGGAGGAUAAUGCAACAGCAGGUCUGGAGAAGAGUGAUCAACGGAGAACAGCAGCAUGGGAAAAUGACGGGAAAGCAAAUCAGAAAAAGGAGGAAGUGAGUAUAAGGACAGUUGUUGAAGAAGCUUCCUUUCAGAUUACUGACCACCAUGGAGGAGAUUCUAUCUUGGGCAAAUUAAAGUCAUCUGAAGGCAUGGAAAAUGCAAAGGCAUAUGAUGACAUUUCAGUAAAGGAAGUGGCACAUCCAGAAGUCCCGGCUGCCACAAAAGAUGCCAGUUUGAUUCAGAAAAUAGAGGGUUUAAAUGCAAAGGCUCGGGCCUCUGAUGGACGCCAUGAGUCUAUAUCUGGUAGCAAUAGGGAGGAGCAGAAAAAUAAAUCACAAGUAGUUAAUGCAAAGGCUAAGCACUUUGCAAAUGAAGUUGCAAGUGGUUCUUGUGCUGUAUUUCCUGAUAAAAUGCCUGCUUCUGGAAUGACUGAACCUACCUGUAAUGAAGUAGCUGUUUCUGAUGGAGAUAAGAGCCUUGAUCUGCCAGCAGUUGGUGGGGCAGGCAUCAACAGGAGAUCUACCCAUAGUAUUCGUGGUAGAACUGAUCAUCGAGGCAGGGGAAGAUUCAAUCCUCAAGAUGCUGAUGGAUGGCGAAAGAAACCUCUAUUUACAGACUCAUCAAAUGUAAAACCUACCAAAGAUUCUGAAAAUCCUUCUAAUGUGAAUAUUCAAGACUCUAUGUCAUUGGAGGCUUCAGAGAAGUCUGGGUUGUAUCCUCAAGUAAGAGAUGAGGGAGAGUCCAUGCCACCUGUAUAUGAUCCAAGUGAUAGCCAAGCACAGCGUGCCAUGAUGAGGGAACUGGCGAAGCAGCGUGUUAAACAACGACAAAAAGAAGAGGAAGAGAGGGCUAGAGACCAGAAGGCUAAGGCUCUUGCUAAAUUGGAAGAGUUGAACAGGCGUACACAAACAGCUGAAGGUUUUACUCAGAAGUUGGAAUCUGUUCCUGAUAGUGUUGUCCAGAGUAAGCAAGAAGAUUCCCAAACUCUCGCUGAAGAAACUAUCCUUGCUAGCAGAUCUGAAGCAACAAGCUUAGCUUCAGUUUCUAACCCAACUGUAGUUGCACUUGUUAGUCAAAGUAACACUGGUGGAGUUGAAAAGCCCACUGUUUUUUCCAAUCAACAACCUCCGGUGUCAACAAAGAAUGUCCAUAAGACAACUGCAGAUAUGCAUAACCAGUCUUUGCCCUUGCAGCAGAGAGUCAGUAAUGCUGAUGCUGCUCUCCAUAAUCUCUCACAGGUUAGUGAUAGCAGCACAUCAAAGCAGAAGCGUGUGGGCUAUAGAAAAAGGGAUAAUAGCUCAUUGGAUAAGAGUUCCAGUGAGAAAUCUAUUUCUACAAGUACAACUGAAUUGCCAAAAGUUCAUAGUGAUGCAGCAGUUGAUGUUGGUCCAUCUGCUGAGGCUGUCGCAAAUGAAUUUACCUCAGGCUCUGAGACUAUUUCCACACAAAAUGUUGUGAAUGAGCCGCCAGUACACCAGAGAAGGAAAAAUAACAGGAGUGGCAAGAAUAAGCACAAAAUGGAGGAGACAUCAUCUGUGGUUCUUUUACCAUCUGGAAUUUCAAAGGAAUCAAAUCUUACUGGUACUUUUGUUGAGAGUUUGAAGCCAAAGUCUUCUGAAUGUGAGUUGGAUCCUAGCUUAGUUCAGUCUUUGACUGAUUCAAAGGAUGGAAAUCGGUCUUCAGAGCAGGACUCAGCUUUACUUAAUGAAGAAGUCUACGGCCGGGUGAAUAAUCAGUGGAAAUCUCAGCAUUCACGCAGGAUGCCACGAAAUCCACAAGCUCAUAGAUCAGCAGUCCAUAGCAGUGAUGCUGUUGUCUGGGCACCUGUGCGGUCACAUAACAAAGCUGAGGCUUUUGAAGAAGUCAGCCACAAAUUGGUGGUUGAGUCUGUUGCUCCACAGGUGAAGAAUGAUGCUCAAGUGCAGAACAAUCCAAGAAACAAGAGGGCAGAGAUGGAAAGGUAUAUCCCAAAGCCUGUUGCCAAAGAAAUGGCUCAGCAAGUGAUCAGUCAACAACCAGUGGCUCCUUCAGACAAUCAGACUGCAUCAGAUGAGACUGUGGUAAGAGCAGAUACUGGGUCUCUUGGAGUUGAAUGUUCUCAACCUAUGGGCUCAGCCAUGGGGAAGGUAGGGAACUCCACAGAGUUGAGGAAUGAUGGGAGGCAGAGUAGGCAGGGAAGAGGGCAUGGUUCUUGGCGCCAACGGGCCUCAGCUGAAGCAACUUUGCAAGGCCAAGAUGGACAAUAUUCCAACUCUAGUAAAAAUACUCUGAAAUCAACUGAGCAUAAUCAACACCAGAAGCUUGAUUCAAGCCCAGUGAAAGAACAGCCCAAGUAUGAUGAAUGUAAUACAUCUGAUGGCUGGAACAUUCCUGAAAAUCCCGAUUCUGCUGCACCACCAGUAGUUCCUGUUGUAAGAGAUCAAGGAUUGACAGGCAGAGGAAAGCGACAUGGCUUCAAGGGAAACAAAGGUGGGGGAAACAAUUAUGAUUUUGAUCACAAGAAAAUUAAUAAUGGUGAAGCUGAAAAAUUUAAUAGACAAUCUUCAAUCCUUGAGAUGGGUCAGUCAGAUUUGCCUGCUACUUCAAAAGAAACUCGUGCUGUUGGGGAGCGAUCAACAUCUCAUUGGCAACCCAAAUCUUCAGCCAUCAAUCAAAGAGGAAGCAGGCCUGAUCGUGAUCAAAAUGUUGGGGCUGAAAUUGGUUGGGCCAACAAGAAGGAUUCUACUCCUCAAGGUAGGGUGUCAAUUCCACCUCAACCAGACAAAGAAACCAGUGAAGGUAUGACUCAGCCUCUUAAAGAUCUGUAUAUCUCUGAAAAAGGAAAUGUUGAAGAAGCACAUAAUGGUGGGUAUCACGAUUCUAAGAGGGAAAGGAAGGUAGCUUCACUUAAAGGACGCCCACACUCCCCAAACCAAGGUCCUGGUCUUCCAGUUGAAGCGCCUCAAUCAAAUGUGGAUGCUAGGACUGAGCAACGCACAACAUCAGGGUUCCGCAAAAAUGGAAACCAAAAUACCCGUUAUGGCAGAGGGCAUGAAUCUCGUGGUGAAUGGGGCUCAUCUGGUCAAGAAAUCAAGCAGCAUAACCCACCUGCAAACCGUGAUUGGCAGAGGCACAAUUCACAUUAUGAGUACCAGCCAGUUGGACCCCAAAAUAAUAGUAGACCAAGUAAUCCUGAAGGAGCAAAAGAUGGCUCUCAUGGUACAGGUGCAAGGUUCAGGGAGAGGGGUCAGAGUCACUCAAGGCGUGGUGGGGGAAACUUCCAUGGACGGCAAAGUGGCAGUGUUAGAGUAGAUGGUGGUUAUGAAUAGUGAGGAGGAAAUUCAGGAUGGGGCUUUUUUUUUUUACUUGGUCAAAUACCUCCCCGCCAUCAACAGAAGUGGUUUGGUCCCUUAAACAUUUUUCAGGGCUAGGAGAAAAAGCAGAUGGUGCCUAGGCAAAAAGAUAGUAUCAACUUGAUCAGAGGUACUGAAAAUGCGGUUUAUUUCAUUCGUAUUUUUCCAAAGUGUAAUUUGGUCACAGUUUGUAUGCUGUUGGAACCUUUGGGCACAUUUCUUUCAGCCUUGUAUUUGGAAUGAAGUAGUGAAGAAGAAGUUUUAUAGUCU